AUGAAUUUGAUGGUGAAAAAGGCCCUUGACCACAACCCAGUGGUGUGUGACAUCCGGGCCAAAUUGCGGAAAAUGGUGGGCUAUUUCAGGAGCAGCACCACUGCAAAGGAGAGGCUCACACAGGUACAGGAGCAAAUGGGGAGGCCAAAACUCAAACUCACACAAGAGGUGGAGACUCGGUGGAACAGCACCUACCACAUGUUACAAAGAGUCUUUGAACUAAGAGAACCUGUGGGAGCAGCUUUGGCCAACCUAAGCACCGACAUCACCCCACUCUCAUCAGAGGAGUAUGGCAUUAUUGCUGGGUGUCUGCGGGUGCUUGCUCCAUUUAACGAUGCCACUGUGGAGCUCUCCGAGGAGAAGAGGGUUUCUGGCUCCAAGCAGGUCAUCCUCCUCAUCAUCACCACCACCACCACCACAACCAUCCACAUCAGAAGUUUCUCAGCCUGUGACCCAAGGCAACAAACUGUGGCGUCAUCUUGA
Molecule: messenger RNA, 483 nt
Organism: Epinephelus lanceolatus (giant grouper)
Lineage: Eukaryota; Metazoa; Chordata; Actinopteri; Perciformes; Serranidae
Source: RefSeq, a predicted model, not a curated record